Messenger RNA from Colletotrichum fioriniae, 543 nucleotides. RefSeq names its product Phosphatidylglycerol/phosphatidylinositol transfer protein (gene NPC2). Gene Ontology annotation, molecular function: sterol binding. Gene Ontology annotation, biological process: intracellular sterol transport. The record is from RefSeq and is a predicted model, not a curated record. Lineage: Eukaryota; Fungi; Ascomycota; Sordariomycetes; Glomerellales; Glomerellaceae.
AUGAGGUUCGCCACAGCUGUCAUCGCCUUCCUCUCCGCCGGUUUCGCACCGGCCGGUGCCAGUGUCCUGGUUCAGAGAGACCAGUCCGUCAUCGUUAAUGAUGACCUCAAGGUCCCCGGCGACUCGCCUUUGGAGCUCUGCCCCAAGUCCCACGAUGAGGACAUCGUCACAAUCGACAGCGUAGACCUCUCUCCCAACCCUCCUCAGGCUGGCAAGGAGCUCGUCAUCAAGGCUUCCGGCACCGUCAAGCAGAACAUUGAGAAGGGCGCAUACGUCCUCCUCCAGGUCAAGUACGGCCUCAUUCGCCUUAUCAGCACCAAGGCGGACCUGUGUGAGCAGAUCGAGAACGUUGACCUCGAGUGCCCCAUCGAGAAGGGUGUUCUCACCGUCACUAAGUCCGUCGAGCUUCCUAACGAGAUCCCCUCCGGCAAGUACACUGUCUUUGCUGACGUUUACACCGCCGAUGACGUCCCCAUCACUUGCUUGACCGCUCAAGUCGUUUUCUCGCGCAACACCAAGAGCUUCUUCAGCUUGGAGCUUUAA